Molecule: messenger RNA, 5749 nt
Organism: Clupea harengus (Atlantic herring)
Lineage: Eukaryota; Metazoa; Chordata; Actinopteri; Clupeiformes; Clupeidae
Gene: cep162
Product: centrosomal protein 162
Biological process (GO): cilium assembly
Cellular component (GO): centriolar satellite; nucleoplasm; centriole
Source: RefSeq, a predicted model, not a curated record
CCGCUUGAUGUCGCGGGAAACUCAUCGUUCUGAAGGUGUACUCAGUUAGCGUUAUUUUAAAUCAAGUCCUGGUAAAAGAGAAUUAAUAUUGGCUGGUUUCUUGAAUAUCAUGAUGAAUACAUCCUAAUAGUCUCUGUCUUCAGUACAUUUUCAUUUCAUAAAUUUGCUAGCUUUGGCUGGCUGUGUUCAUUGAAGAGUCAUGUCUCGUCGCCUGACAACAGAAGAGCUGGACCUUCAGUUUGAACAGUUCCUGAAAGAGUCAGUGUCAGAUGACUCUGUGGAGUUGGGCUCCAAGCAUCCCAGUGUGCUGGACAGCCUGGGCAAACCACCACCCCCACGGGCAGAGAGGCAGAGGGCUCCACCUGCUCGACCCUGGUGGCAGGAUGAUGACGAUGAUGGUUUUGGUGAGUGUUCAGCUCAUUUUGGUGUUGCAUUCUUAAAGAAGCCUGUGAAACGCAGGUUUCUGAAAGGCAAAAAGCCCAGCGUGGAGGAGAACCAGCCCAAUGAGAUCCCAGAGGAGGGUACCCACCAAUCACACUCUCUCUCUCUGUUCCCCACUAGUGAAUCAGCCUGUCAGUUCCUGCAGCUGUCACUAAGCCCAUACCCAGACCACGCACCAGAGCCUCUCCGAGGCCCAGCCAGCCAGUCGCGACCCCCAGUCCUCCUCCUGAGUCCUCCCAGGCAGACACAGACAGGCCAGAGGCACCGGCCCCAUCAUCGCAGCCAGCGAGCUCCGUGGCCUCGCAUUACGAUUCCCAGAAUGCCUCAGCACCGGACAGUCCACAGCCCUCAGGACACCGUUCGCAAACUGCAUCAGCAGUUUCCAGUCCUUGUGCCCUCAGAGAAUAGUUCCCACAGUGCACCAAGACGCAGAGGCCGCCAGACAUCUCAUGACUCCUCUGACAGAAUGCCAGGAACUACAACCAGUUCUCACAGGCGUGACGCCUCCGGCAAUGCAUCUGGACUGGAAGCCACUAUUACAGACAGCUCCCAUGAUGCACCUGUGGAGAGCAGCAGUAGUGAGGGCAGUGAUGGUUUGUUGGGUUCUAGUAGAACAUUCCGAAAGUCUUUGAGGAAAUCCCAGCCUAUCCAGGAGGAGGAUGAGGAGAAGCCUCAAAGACGAGCUUCUGAGGAUGGAGAGGAACAGAGAGGGGCAGACUUCUUGAGCAGAGACAGCCUGGAACCUGAUGAGUCGAUGAUGGCGUCGGGCCCUUUGGGUGUGGCAUCCCGCUCAGGGCUGGACACAUUGGAGGAGGAAGAGGAGGAGGAGAGGCGCCGCUUCUUUGCCCGCCUGGAGGGCGGCGCCAACUCCACCAUCGACUACUCCUGGCUCAACCGCGAGAUGGAGUCCACGGGCUCUACCCUCACCACCCUGCUCAGGAAAACAGAAGUGCCUGGGGAUCUGAAGGAAGAGAAAAAUAAACCUCGUGUACCAGAGAAACUCUCUCCAGGUGGCUCUGCCGACUAUAGUGAGGACUUUGAUGAGGAUGAGGCGAGCGAAAGAGAGAAGGGGCAUCAGGAGCAGAGCCCAGAAAGCCCUGGCAUGCUCGCCAAAGUGUCGCUCCAUGACUCGCUAAACUCUACUGAUGGAGGACUGGCCCCUGCAGAGGCUCCUGGGAGCCACGGCGAGGAGGAGGAGGAGGAGGGGAGGAAGGAGGAAGAUGAAGCCCACGCAGCUGAGACCCCGGCAGUGGCACAUGCCUCAGGUCAGUCAUAUGGUCAGAGUGGGGCCAGUGAGGUGGAGGCCUUGCAGGAGGCUUACAGGCAGCUGAGCCGCUCAGCGGAGGAGUCGGAGGUCAGGGAGCAAAGGUCAUCUCUGGCAGCAGGAGAGGUCACCAGCCGCCCCCUGUCCCCUGUAGUUCUCUUUACCUCCACACUCAAGCCUGUCUCAACCACAGAGUCAGAUCUGCCCACUGCUGAGGAGCUGAUGCGCCCUAUUGGUCCAGACUCCAGCUUUGCCCGUGGCUUUUCUCUUCAUCCAGUCAGUGAGGUGGAGCAGAAGUCGGAAGUGAGAGAGUCACAGGAGAAGAGCCCUGCAAGAGGAGGAUCGGAAGAGGAGGAGCGGAGGAGAAGGAGGAGAGGCCUGUCUCAGCGGCAUCGCGCCACAGGAGCAUUGCUGAGGAGGUGCGCAGACUCAUGGAGGAGCAGGAGGAGAAGACACCACGGCAACCACCUGGCAACAAGGCCAAGGCCAGGAAACGACAGCCUGCUUGGCGUCCGACCAUCUUCGCCCCGACCUCCUCUUCCUCGCACAAGGCUCAAGUCCCUCCUGCCAAACCCAGCUCGGCCGAGAGCAGGCCGGCCCAAUCUGGCAAGCACCUCUGGAACGGUCCGGACCAGAGAGACAGCGAAACCUCCCUCUCCACAGGUCCGGAGGAAGCGCCAGGGCCAGGACCAGGACCAGGACCAGGACCAGCCUCCAAGCAGAAUCCCCACUCUGGGACAGACGCAGACAGUCAAAGUAGCAGACUCUGAGCCCAGCUUGCGUUUGAGCAGCGAGCUGGUGGCGUCGGUGCAGUCAUUUGCAGCGUUCCUCCAGCAGCAGGUGGAGGCUAGCAGCAGCAUCAGCAGCAGCAUCCCUCCUAAAAGCCUGGACAUGGAGACAGCCCACACCCGCACCCCAGCCCUCUCCAAGCCCCCAGAGGAGGACGCAGAUGGGGAUGGAGGUAGAGCUGGCGCUGGGGGGUUGGAGGCCCCCCCCUUGGUGCCCCAACUGGCAGAUAGGAGCGCCCUGGAGCACCUGAGGCUGCAGCUGGCCCAGAGGGAGAGGGCGCUAGACCUGAGGGAGCAGCAACUCCAGGAGGAGCACAGCCGCCAGAUCAGCACCCUCAAACAGGAGAACUACCUACUGCACAGCAAACUUCGACAAGUGGAGGAUGAGGGUCAGAAAGGAGUGCAGAGUCCAGGCCAGGCCAGUGACUUGGUGUCGGAGGAGAAGCUUCGUCACCUGGAGAAGGAAGUGAGGGAGCAGGAGACGCUGCUGCAGGGCUACCAUCAGGAAAAUGAGAAGCUUUAUCUGCAGGUGAAGGCUCUUCAGGCUCAGAAUAAACGCAACGAGGAGGCUAUGUUCACAGAGAACCAGAGACUCCUCCAUGAGCUCGCCAUAACUAAGGAUAAGAUGAACAGGAACAGCGUGCAAAGGACUGUGGGAGUUGUAGGCACAUGUGAACAGGGCUACAAUGUUGCAGACCUGCUGGCACAAGUCAAAGGACUAGAGAGGGCAGAAGCCAGGCUGCAGGAGGAGGCUCGCAGACUGAGGCAGGACAAGCAAGCGUUGCAGCUUGACCUGGAUAUGAUGAAGAAGGAGAGAGACCUGGCCAAGAUACAGACUCUACACACUUCAGGCGACCUGGGUUUUGAGCUGAAGAUGCAGGAGCAGAGGCAUCAGGAGGAGGUGACCGCCCUGAAGAAGCGUCUCCAGUGGUACGCUGAGAACCAGGAGCUGCUGGACCGAGACGCAGGCCGACUCAGGGCUGCUACCGCCGAGGUCAAGAACCUCACCGAGCAGGUUGAGAGGCUGAGGUCUCAGGUGGACAACAGGGCCAGCCAGCAGCAGAGGAGGAUGAAAGAAAGGGCCGCCGAUGCCAAGAGGAUCCAGGACCUGGAGCGACAGGUGAAAGAGAUGGAAGAGAUCCUCAGACGUCGGCACCCUAACUCACUCCCAGCCCUGAUGUAUGCAGCCGCAGCUGCACCACUCCCCGCCAGCGGAGCGGACGAGGACCAGGAGGAGGGUGGUGGUGGGGUGGCAAAGAGGGCAGAGAAGCCCGACGGGUCCCCAAACGCCCCGCCACAGAGCGCCGCCCUGCUGGAGCGCCGUGUACACAGGCUGGAGGCAGAGCUAGAAAACCGUGACGAGGACGCCAAACGCAGCCUGAGGGCCAUGGAGCAGCAGUUCGUCAAGGUCAAGCUUCAGUAUGAGCAGCGGAUAGACGUGCUGCAGCGGCAGCUGUCAGAGAGAUGCCAGACACCGCGGAAGACUGGAGGAAAAGAGGAAGGGGAGGAGGAGGCCUCUGUCCAUUCCCUUCAGGAAGAGGUGCGGAAGCUGAAGGAGGCCCAGCAGGAGCGGGAGAGCUCUCUGCAGGCAGAGGUGGCCAGUCUGCAGGAGCAGCUGCAGAAGCUCCAGGGAGCGCAGCAGCAGCGCAGUCCGGGCGCUUACACCCAGCGGCACCAGCGGCAGGCGGAGGAGGCGCAGUCGGCACGCGUGGAGCGGCUCACAUCGGAGCUGGCCGCCAAGAGCCGCAGCCUGCAGGAGCUGACCCGCACCCUGGAGCGCCUGCAGCGCGAGCGCCGCACCAUGCUGUCUGGACACUGGGCUGGCACAGGGGCCGGGGUCAAAGGGCAUGAGGUCAAAAGCUUCCCGGCCACGCAGGACGAGAAGGCGUAUCAGCCAGCGGCGUUUGCGGGCUCGCACAUCUCGGAGGUGCUGGCCGAGAGCGACGGACUCCGGGAGAGACUGGAGAAGCUGGAGCAGGAGAGCCAGCAGGAGAGGGAGGCCCUGCAGGCAGCCGCCACUCAUGCACAGACUGAGCUGCAGAGGGUUAAGGAGCACAGUGCCCAACAGCUGGCCUCACUCUCUGUUGACCACAAGAGGGAGCUGGAGAUUCUGCUUGGCCGCCACGCCUUAGAACACUCCACCUCCAAGGUGGCGGAACUGACCAAUCAGGUCAGCUCUCAUGAGAUCAUGGUGCGUCAUCUGCGUGAUCAGCUGAAAGAGCUGCAGGGGACAAAGGAGGCGUUGACUGUGUCCAAACUCAGAGAGGACACUCUGCAGCAUCAGUUGACGAGGCUGCUGGAGGAGCUAAAGCAAGCCAAAGAGGCCCACAGUCCAGAGCUGCGCCACUUCACUAGUCUGGAGCGCAAGAUCCACAACAUGGAGCUCCGUUACAGCGAGAGGGAGAAGGAGCUGCAGCAGGUAAUUGCAGAGACGCGCGUGGCGACGCAGGCCGAGCUGCAGGGCGAGCUGGAGCGCUGGAAGAGGCUGGCUCAGAGUCGCAGCCGUGAGCUGGAUGCCUUCCGCCUGGAGCUGGACGCCAUCCUGGACGUACUGAGGGAGCUGCAGAGGCAGGGGGUGGUCAUCCCCGCCCCCGAGCACACCACACGCAUACCCUGGGGAAGAUGAACACCAUCAUGUUCCCCGUCUUCUCAAAUGCUCCUCCAGACCUCACAGGGGGAGUUUUUUUUUACCCCAGAGCACAAUUUGCCCCUCAGAGUUAGCCUCUCCCUGGGGGAGAUGAAGACGACACCCCGUCCAUGUCGUCCUUCACCGUCUCCUCAAACACCGCUCCACGCCUGGCAAGAUGAGCAGAGGGUCAAACCCAGAGCACACUUUGCCUCCGAGUCGCAGGUAGUAGGAGUGUGAAUGUAACACAGGUGUCUCACCAGGUGCCGUAGCCCCACACCUCAACACCAGCAAGAGGAGGACACAAGUGGCUGGGUGCAAAUUAUGUGAAGAAACAGCGGCAGCAGAAGCUCUCGCUGUAAAUGUGGUUGAGUUUGACCGUGUGUGUGUGUCUGUGUAUCUGUGUGUGUGUGUGUGUGUGUGUGUGUGUGUGUGUGUGUGGGACGCUCUCUUCUCAGGUUUGCUUUUUUGUAAGACCGUGAUUUCAGAGAUUGCACCAAAGCAUUAUUGUUUGUGAAGACUUGUUUUUAUAUGGGUGUGUCAGUAAAGAUAGAAGUUUUUAUUUAUUUUUGUAGGAAAUCAAGUGUGAUACAAAAAGGCAGAAUAAAUGGCAUUAUUUAUUAUUUUUAA